AUGAAGAGGCGAAUCUCAAGAGCGAUCGUCAGUUCGAUGACUGAUCGACGUAUUGACGGUGGGCUGCUCGCCAGACGGGCCAUCAAGAACGCUCUGUCGAUCGUUCGAAGAUUUUACGGCAAACUGCGCGGAGGAGAAGUCAUUCACGGGAAUGGGAACAGGAACGUCGACUGGCAGCAUCGGAUCGUUAACGAGAUCGGGCUGACAGCGUUCAGCGUGCCAGUGGACGACGACGAGCUGCGCAACUCGAGGAACGAAAACCUGGAAAACGAGCUGAGGGAGCUGGCGAUGAAAACGAACAACCGUUGA
Molecule: messenger RNA, 309 nt
Organism: Heterotrigona itama
Lineage: Eukaryota; Metazoa; Arthropoda; Insecta; Hymenoptera; Apidae
Source: the annotation of a GenBank genome assembly